UGGUGACCAGUGCCUAGGAGGACAAAGGAGGGAGCUCGCUGGAGCUUUUGCUGCUAGGUCCUGUAGAUGAGGAAGUUCAGACCGUGGAAACUCCGCUGUCCUGCCAUCCACCUGCCCUCUCUCACUCUGUUCUCUCUCUGGAAGAGGGCUGAGCCCACCACUUCAUCCAAAGGGGACAUGUGUAAGAGCCUGACAACUGCAGAAUGGAAGAAAAUCUUCUACGAGAAGAUGGAGGAGGCCAAGCCUGCCGACAGCUGGGAUCUCAUCAUGGAUCCUAACCUGCAGCACAAUGUUCUGGCCCCAGGCUGGAAGCAGUACUUGGAGCAGCAUGCCUCAGGCAGGUUCCACUGCUCCUGGUGCUGGCACUCCUGGCAGUCUUCCCACGUGGUCAUUCUCUUCCACAUGUUCCUGGACCCGACGCAGAGGAUGGGCUGUGUGCGCAUGCGGGUCUUUAAGCAGCUGUGCUACGAGUGCGGCACGGCCCGGCUGGACGAGUCCAGCAUGCUGGAGGAGAACAUCGAGGGCUUGGUGGACAAUCUCAUCAUCAGCCUCCGCGAGCAGUGCUACGGCGAGCGCGGCGGCCAGUACCGAAUCCACGUGGCCGGCCGCCAGGACAACCGGCGCCACCGCGGAGAGUCGUGCGAGGCCUGCCUGGCGGGCAUCAACCACUGGAAGCCCAGCGAGAAGCUGCUGGAGGAGGAGGCCACCACGUACACCUUCUCCCGGCCGGCCAGCCCCUCCAAGGCUCCGGAGGGCGGCCAGGGCUGCAACUUCUGCUCCCUUCCCUGGUGCCUCUUCUGGGCCACCGUCCUCCUGCUCAUCAUCUACCUGCAGUUCUCCUUCCGCAGCUCCGCCUGACCUGCUCGGGGCACUGGGGGCCGCGGGGGAGCCCCCAGGCAGGGGAGAGCAGCGGGAGGUCGGCUGGCCAGGACCACCAUGGCUUUUCCAUCCCGGGCUUGGCUGCCGGGGAGCGUUCCCAAGAAAUCCCGGGGAAGGGGCUCCCCGGGCGGCUUCCUCUGGCCCCACUCCAUAGCCCAGCUCCCCCCCCCCCAUAUCCCACCUACAUGUCCCAGUCACACCCGUCCCCCAUCCCUGCCCCCUUCAGUUAAACCAUAAAGGCGAUGUUACCCUCAGGGAGGGGCGAUGAGGCCCGGGAGCCAUCUGCGUCCUACCUGACAGAGCCCGAGUCUUCCCUCCCCCCAGCCCCGGGCUUCAGCCUCCGGGGCUGGUUCAGAGCAGUCCAUUCCCCACCCAGGGCUGCUGCCUUGGGGAGCACGUCUAGGAGAGCCAAUUGCCUGAGGGAUCUCAGCCUGAGCCCAUCCCUGCCUCUGGCCUCUCACCUCUGGAGAUGGGCAGCCCGGGAUAGAAGCCCCAACUGUCCGAGCUCCCUGGGCCCUGGGGAGGCCUGGGAAGAGCCCCAAGGCUGAGGACCGGCAGGGGCUCCAAAGAAGCAGCCGCAAGCCUAAGCCACUCAAGAGACUUGGCCUCAGCCUAGCAUGGUGCCUGGCGCAUAGUAGGUGCUUCUAAUUCACUGACUGAGGUGGGGACUAGAAAGGAGGAUGGGGAAGACUAGUGAAUGAUGGGAAACUCUGCCUAUAGAGAAGGGCUGUAGAAACCAGGAUCUUGGAGCCCAGGUCAGUGACUGCACGUGGAGGAUGGAUAGGGCCAGCCUAGUCAGGCAGUCUGUUAGCACACUGCUGGUGUUGAGGUCCCAGAUUCCUUUCUACCUGUUGGUCCCCAAGAGUGUGAAGUCUUUGUGUGUGUGUGUGUGUGUGUGUGUGUGUGUGUGUGUGUGUGUGUGAGAGGGCCACAUUAACUGGAGCAACCCUGAAUCUGGACUUCCUACGCAUUCCUGUAUUUGUUUCAUUGACAUAUUUGCCCCCUUUCGGGCCUUUAAAAAAUCCCUGCCUUCUGUUUUAGAAUCAAUGCUAAGUAGCAGUUCCAAGGCAGAAGAGUGGUAAAGGGAUAGACAAUUGGGCUAAGGGACGUGCCCAGACUUGCACAGCUGGGAAGUAUGUGAGGCCUGAUUUGAACCCAGAACCUCCCAUAUCCAGGCCUGGCUCUCAAUCCACCCCGCUGUCUAGAUACUCCCUUCUUACUGCAUAUGUCUUCCUUCUUUCUCUUUUGACUUAGUGGGCACCAUGUUGACCUCAAAGAUAUCUGCCAUAAUAGUUGUAACAUUCCCACUUUCUUAGGAGAAUUUCCCACUGGAUCUUGUCUGUCUCUGCUGACUGGCAGCCCUUGGUUCUGGUCAUCUCUUCUCUGACAACUGGCUUCCCAUAUGCCAACCUUUAUCCCAGCCCCAAAGGAAUAUUCAGGAUCUCCUUCCUUCCUCCCUCCCACUCCCUUUCCCCCUCCUUUCCUCCCUCAGUCCCUUCCUCUCGCCCAUUUCUCCUUGGUUUAAGUCACAUCCCUGGUAUUUGCUGGCUGUGUGACCCUGAGCAGCUUGCUAGACUUCUCUGAUUCGCUUCUCCUGGCUCUAAAGCUAGAGAGUUGAAUGAGAGGUCCUCUGGGCUAGCUUCUAGCUCUAAAUCUUGAGAGCCUUUGAUUCUGGGCCUCUUGAGAUCUGACAGGUUGGGAUUGGGGAGUUGGGAUGACUCGUACCAGCCGUCAUGGGCUCCACUGAUCGCACUGCCAUUAGAGCCAUAGAGGAGGAAUGGGUUCCAUCUUGUUAGGAGUGGCCAGGAGCUGGCUGGUCCUCCAGGCAUUAAUCCUGUUGAAUUUGACCUCUUCUCUGGCGCCCAGUGACGCCCAGGUUGGGACCAAUGGCCUCAGAACAGGUUUCUCCUGGGAAUUCCCACUGGCUAGCCCUGUGCUGCCGGGCUCACCCCCUUCGAGGCUCUAGACUCUGUUAUUGGCUCCUGGAGCUUGGCGAGGCUCCUUGAUGGCCCAUGCCAAGGCCUUGGGUCUCCUGCCGUUGUAGCAGGAGGUGGACUCUGAGAGACACUUGGGAGACUUGGGCCAGGCACGAAAGGCCCCUCCACCUCAUCGUCCCACGACUUAGCCAGGGAGGGGCUUUCUUCUUUUCUUUGGGUAAAAGCUGCAGAGACAGAAUCUGGGGUACGAGCUAAUGUUUUAAUGGUGGCCCUUGUUGACACAUCCUUGAACUCCCCUCUCCUCCCCCUUUGUCCCUCCCCUAAGCCGGGAGCUGUGCCCUGGACUUGGGCUUGACAGCACCUUAGGGGCCGCCCAGGACUCUCGCUUUCCAAGAGAUCAAACUGAGGCCUAGAGAGGAGGGACUUGCUCGCCCGUGAUGCCCGGGAGUGAGAGGACUCGGAAAGGAGAAGUCCGUCUUCAUGGGUCUGUCUGAGGGAUGCCCAGGUGGCACCUGCCUGGGAGCGGAGAGGAGGGGCUGUGUUUUUGCUUGACUGCAAAUUUGUUACUGCAAAGUUGUUUUUCUUGUCAAAGCUGGAAGCAUGAGAAGGAGCGAAGAUUAUUUUUUGUUCAUUGAAAUUAAAAGAGAGGCAGCAAGGUGGUUCUGUGAAUAGAACCCAAGAUCUGGAGACGGGAGGUCCUGGGUUCAAAUGUGACCUCCGAUACUGUCUAACUGUGUGAUCUGAGCAAGUCACUGAAUAUGAACUGCCUAACCCAUACCACUCUUCUGCCUUGGAAACAAUACUUAAUAUUGAUUUCAAGACAGAAGGUAAGGGGAAAACAAAGAAAGAAAAGAGGAAAGAGAGCCAGACAGAGACAGACAGACAGAGAGAGACACAGACACAGAGAGAGACUGAGAGAGAGAGAGAGAAAGAGAGAGAGACAGAGACAGAGAGACAGAGACACAGACACAGAGAGAGACUGAGAGAGAGAGAGAGAAAGAGAGAGAGACAGAGACAGAGAGACAGAGAGAGACAGUGAGAGACACAGAGAUAGAGAGAGACAGACAGAUAGACAGAGACACAGACACAGAGAGAGACUGAGAGAGAGACAGAGACAGAGAGACAGAGAGAGACAGUGAGAGACACACAGAAAGAGAGAGACAAAUAGAGACAGACACAGACAGACAGAGAGGGCUGGAAUUUGAAUUCAGGCCCUUCAGUCCCCAGAUCCAGGGGAUCUCACUCUUCUGACCCUUGGCUUGCUGAAGCCUUCUGUUUCUCCCCUACAGACGUGGAACUGGCCAUACAAGGGGCUGCAGUGGCCAGGCUGCUGUUCUCCCCACAAAGCAGGGGGGUGCUAGUUAAGCUGCUGUUUCCCACCUCUCUCCCUGAUACCUCAGAACCUUGACCAAAGUUGGUGCGUUUCCCCAAGUGCCUGGGCUGCUCUCUUCCUCCGUGGCCCCGUCAGACAGCCUGUGCAGGGCAGGAGGAGGAAGCUUUGCUGGGCAGUUAGAGGAGGAGGCUGGCUGGUGAUGGGGCUGUGGGGCGUGGAGGAGCCUCGGAGACAGUUUCUCCAGUUAGCAGCGACCUUCCCUGGCCGCCAGUGGACUCAGGCCUCAGCUUUGCAAUGGACUCCUUCGUGGUGUGGACACCUAGGAACUCUGAGAUGCCACCUUCUUGGGACCCGGCGAGCUUUUCAGAGUCGGGUGCAGGGAAAUGUGAUUAAUUUGGAGCCUGCAGAGUGUGGAAACAGCAAUAAUCGGGGUGCUCGAGGUGGAGACUAGGCCCUGGUUUGGGGAAGCAAGUUAGGAAUCUUGGUAAGAUUGCUGGGAAGUUUAAUAAGGAACACUUAGAGACUGUGGGACUAACUAGAAAUGGUCUGUUCAUUAAAGCAGGUCCCUGAAGGACCUGGAGGGCAUUUGAUUUGCUUUGUGUGCCUGGGGGAGCUUCAUGCUCUUCUUUAAGGCUAGUCACUUGGAUUUGGCUCCCAGGGCUCUGCAUUUUAGGGAUCUGUCCCACACCCAAAUCCUUCCCAGUUUUUGUUUUAUAAAAAAGAAAUUCAUUGUAGAAAGAACCUGCAGAUGGCAGUCUUGGAACAGAGUCUGAUUAAGCAAACCGAUGGGGCUGGACUGGAAAUGGCCGGGAUUGCUCCUGCUUCUCCUCUCGGGUUGGGCUGCCCUUCCUGGACUGGAAGACAGUUGUGAUGCUAGUGUAAGCCUCGGCUUCUCCAGACAGAACAUCCCUCUUUCCUACAUCUGAUCUCAUGAUCUCCAGACCCUUCACCAUUCUGAUGCUGCCUGAAAUAUGGCGCCCCUGAUGAAGCACAGGCCCCCGAGGAGGUCCGAGCAGGGCUCUGGACAGAUGGACCUCUCUCUACUCCGCUCCAUGGCCUUUGUCAAAGUGUAAAGUGCUACAUGAAUGUCAGUUCCUUAUUAUUCUAAUAUUAUGAUCCUUGUCAAUGUUCCUGCAGUCUUAUUAAAAUGGAGAUGACAUUGGAUUCUUUUUGCCCCAUCAAGCUCUUGGUACGUAUCAAGCUUGUUGUCCACUAAACCUCCUACUGGUGCCUUGGCCACGCUUCCCCCAUCUGGUCCUGGUGCUUUGCUUUUUCAAAACCAAAAUACAGUUUGUAUUUAUCUCCA
Monodelphis domestica (gray short-tailed opossum) is the source of this 5455-nucleotide messenger RNA. Its product is annotated as receptor-transporting protein 1-like. Gene Ontology annotation, cellular component: cell surface. Gene Ontology annotation, molecular function: olfactory receptor binding. The record is from RefSeq and is a predicted model, not a curated record. Gene Ontology annotation, biological process: detection of chemical stimulus involved in sensory perception of bitter taste; protein targeting to membrane; protein insertion into membrane. Lineage: Eukaryota; Metazoa; Chordata; Mammalia; Didelphimorphia; Didelphidae.